UCUCGGAGUUCGGAGUAUGUUCGUAUGUUGCCGCCCGUGAACGGGAACAAACAACGAACAUGUUCAAGCACGUUACCACGCAGUCUUUGUUUGGAUUCAAUUUUUAUGUGGUGAUCAAAUACAUAUAAGCCCGUGAUCAAAUAUUUGAUUAAGGACUCAUAGAACUCAACCAUCAAUUUAUUGGCGUUUUCGAAUGUAGCAGGUUUAAUCGCUCUGAGAGCGAUUAAUGACGUCAUUGCAUCGUCUCUGCCAAUAAAAAACUUGAAUUCAUAGUAAAAUAUUCUGAUUAAUUGAUCCGGGUUGGAUUAACCCGUUCAUUCGAAAACGCUAUAUGAUUUAUGACAGUAAGAUUGAACUUUGUUCAAUCGAUGCCAAUUCAAAGCGUAGAAUAGAAUACACUCUCGUUCUCACACUCGUAAUGGCGAUCCCGAGUUGACAUUACUCUCAAUUCGUGCAAUAAGUAUCGCCUGCAAAAGUGGCCGAAGCAUGGACAUUGCGGAGAAUGGCGUAGGCGCGUUGGAUCCGCGUAUACAGAUCGAGUUGGAAAAUUUGAACAAUGCGACGGAUGAUAUAAAUAAAUUGGAAACUGAAUUGGAUGAAGCUCACACUGCUUUUAGACAGCUUCUUUCUGAUACGACAAGGAGGCUGAAAGAAAUUACUGAUAAACUUGGUACUAGUUGUAUUGAAAAGGCAAGAUGUUACUACGAAGCACUGGAGAUGGCUCGUCAAGCUCAGAUCCAAUGUCAACAACAAGCACAGCUGUUUCAAAGAGCCAGCGAAAUUCACGCAGCUGCGAAAGAGACAGUUGCUCUGGCCGAAGUACGAUUCAUAUCUCAUCAGCAUGAAUGGAAUUUCGAUCAGGCAUGGCAGGAUAUGCUCAAUCAUGCCACUAUGAAGGUCAUGGAUGCUGAAAAUCAAAAAGCUGAGUGCGGCCGAGAACAUCAUAGAAGAGCGAUGCUGUUUCACGACGCUGAGAAGAAACUACUGCAAUUGGAAGAAAAGCAUCGACGAGCGAUAAUAAAAGCACGACCGUAUUUUGAAGUAAAAGCUCAAUGCGAUCAGAUGCUAGCAACGCAGAAAGAAAGAGUGGAAUAUCUGCAGCAAACCGUUAAAGAAGUUAAACGUAAUUAUGCUACGAGUCUUCGAACGUUGGAGAACAUUAGUAAUCAGAUACAUCAGCAACGAAGGGAUUAUGACAUCGUAGCUAAUGGACCGCGAGAACCUGGUGUCGGUGCUGAACUAACAGGUUCAGGUACAUGUCAAAAGCAUGAGAACGAGUUCAACAGUUUCAACAGUCGCAAAAUAUCCCCAAUUAGAUUUAACCAAAUUGAAAACAAUGAAAAACCAGACAAUAUCAAAGAAUUCUGCUCGACAAAGGAGAACACGGAACAUAUUGACAGGAGAUCCGUGGACGGCAGCGAGAGCAACUUCACGCAAUGGGAGUUAGAAUUGCAAGCUAGUAUGAAGAAAUUAAAUCGUUUAUCAGUCGGAAACUCUUUGCUUAUCCGGAAACGGGAUGCGCAAAGCUUUUCGGAUCUACGGAACGCCGUUGAUGUCGGCAUCGCGAACAAUUUCUUAUCCGCCGAAAUAUGGCAGAGUUUAAAUCAAUUUCCAAGAUCGAUCAAAGAUCCAGAAACUUUCGAGAAAAAUAAAUUUGUCGUUGGCAAAUCUCUGCAUUUGCAAAGAUCGUGCUCCAUGAUUAAUUCGACGAUAACGUUACAAGAUACAUCGACGGUCGCGUCAAUGAGCAAUACUUCAAAAUCGCUAAACAGCAGUCCAGUGAAUAGAAGUACAUCGAAUUUCGAGAAUAGAAGUAUUACCAAGAAAGUGGAAAGCGCAGAUAUAUUGAAAUAUGUGCCAAAUAGAAUCUGUCAAUUCCACUUUAAGACCAAAAAAGCACAGAGCAGCUGGAACAUCAAUGAUUAUUCUAAUAACUUUGAUGUCGAUGUUACAAGUGAAGAACAAAAAAGAAAUAAAUAUAGUAAUAUGAAUGAUAGUUUAGUCAGUACAAAUCAUGUACAAUCUAUGAAUUUAUCUAUCAUGACAGAUUCUUUCAAUAUCAAGUUCCUGCCUAAUUUAUCAGGACACCGUCCUUCCGAUUCAGAGAAUCGUUCUAUAACAUUUCCCGGCAUUAGCCAGCACCUUACGAGCUCACAAAACGAUAUCACACGGUUGCAAACACAAUUUAAUUCUAAUAAUAUUUUACAAAAGAAUACAUCGUGCAGUGCCAAUUCCAGUCCGGUGAAAAAUCUAUUAAUAUCGUCCGCCAAAUUCUCGGAUAGCGAGAAUGUGGGACGGCUCGACGAAAGAUCUAUUCCCAAACAGGUUGCUAGUAAAACUAAAAGUAUUAAAGAGUUACCGUUAUUAUCGCUUUUCGGGCCAACAUCCAUGUUGUCGACGAUCAAAGGCAGAAGUUGUAGCAUGAUAGAUUUAGAUAAUAAACAAAAUCUAAAGUCGCUUCUUGAUAAUUCUCGUCUAGGCAAUAUACAAGCGAUCAGCGCGGAAAGAUUGGCGAAUGUGAGAGACAAGUUGGUAAACAAUUAUCCGGAGACGAAGAAGACAGACGAUAUUAAGAAAUAAGUACAAUACGAUAAGAUAUAUUACUUGUGAUAAGCAAUUUCUGCAUUUAACAUGUAAGUAGAGAAUUAUUAAUUAUUCGUUUAGAAUUCAUGCGUUUUAUGUACAUACAAUAAAACAUUGCGAAAGCGGGAGCGCCGCAAUUUAAAUGACGCAUUCUUACAUUUUCGAGACGUUACGAAAAUCGUUUUCCAGCUUUGCUGCCAAUUAUAAUAACAGUCAAUUUUUAAGUAUACGCUGCUAUGUUAAUUUAUAUAAUAUAUGUGUCGCGAAUAAAUCGUCUCAUGAAUUUUAGCUAUUAAUAUUUUAUUUAUAUCAAAAAUAAACUUAAAUAUGAUUGAAGAAGUAGUUAUUGAAGAGAGAUCAGACAAUACAAAUUAAUAAAAUAUACAAAUUUACGCGAUCAUUUGCAAUUAGGCAUACACAUAUACUGUUAAAAACGACCAGAUAUAUCAAUGUAUGGAUAUCGUAUCGUUUACUAUUUUUCAAUUUUUUAAUAUGUGCUUUUUUUAAUAAAACACAUUUCUUAAC
This is a messenger RNA of Formica exsecta, 3108 nucleotides long. RefSeq lists its product as uncharacterized. Gene Ontology annotation, molecular function: protein kinase inhibitor activity. The record is from RefSeq and is a predicted model, not a curated record. The transcript is spliced from 7 exons. Gene Ontology annotation, cellular component: cytoplasm. Gene Ontology annotation, biological process: intracellular signal transduction; negative regulation of protein tyrosine kinase activity. Lineage: Eukaryota; Metazoa; Arthropoda; Insecta; Hymenoptera; Formicidae. The coding region runs from base 487 to 2580 and encodes 697 amino acids.